This is a messenger RNA of Engraulis encrasicolus (European anchovy), 1478 nucleotides long. It is a transcript of the gene hes4, whose product is annotated as hairy-related 9. Gene Ontology annotation, cellular component: nucleus. Gene Ontology annotation, molecular function: RNA polymerase II cis-regulatory region sequence-specific DNA binding; protein dimerization activity; DNA-binding transcription factor activity, RNA polymerase II-specific. The coding region runs from base 270 to 1145 and encodes 291 amino acids. Lineage: Eukaryota; Metazoa; Chordata; Actinopteri; Clupeiformes; Engraulidae. The transcript has 4 exons. Gene Ontology annotation, biological process: regulation of transcription by RNA polymerase II; regulation of neurogenesis; anterior/posterior pattern specification. The record is from RefSeq and is a predicted model, not a curated record.
GCGUGUGGCGGUGGGAAGACUUGACUUGUUUUACGCAGGCGUACGCCGAACACGCUUGUGUACUCAUAUGACAGUUCAGUGACCAGAAGUGACUUAGCUCAUCAGUGUGGGACCACUCCACUCCCUUGUGGCCACCGCAUCGCAACAUCCCACAUCUCCUCUUGACCAUUUUUGCCGUGUUUUGACGAAGCGCUUUUGACGCUUAUUUUCGACGCCUUCAAAGGGAAUACACUUUUUUGUUAACUUUGGGUUUACCAGUUGAGUUGAAUAUGCCAGCUGAUACCAUGGAGAAAACGACAGCAUCCCCAAUUGCUGGGGCUCCUGCCAGCGGAACCCACACUCCGGAUAAACCAAAGAAUGCCAGUGAGCAUAGAAAGUCGUCUAAACCUAUCAUGGAAAAACGUCGCAGAGCGAGAAUAAACGAAAGCCUGGCUCAACUGAAGACCCUCAUCCUUGAUGCACUUAAAAAAGAUAGUUCUAGACACUCGAAGUUGGAGAAAGCUGACAUUCUGGAAAUGACAGUGAAGCACUUGAGGAACCUGCAGCGCGUGCAGAUGACUGCUAUGUCAACAGACACAGCCGUCCUGAGCAAAUACCGUGCAGGAUUCAACGAAUGCAUGAACGAGGUGACCCGCUUCUUGUCCACCUGCGAGGGAGUGAACACCGAGGUCCGCUCUCGCCUGCUCAACCACCUGUCAGGAUGCCUGGGCCAGAUGAUCGCCAUGAACUACCCGCAGCCAUCUCCCGCUCAGCAAGCCCACUUGGCGCAGCCUCUCCACGUGCAGUUACCCUCCACCUUGCCCAUCAACAGUGCCUCCCCGGUGGGUUCCAAACUCAGCCCUGCCGAGGCUGUGUCGCCGAAAGUCUUCGGUGGAUUCCAGCUGGUACCUGCGACCGAUGGACAGUUUGCCUUUCUCAUCCCCAACCCCGCUUUCGCCUCUGCUUCAACCCCAGUCAUCCCCCUUUACGCCAACGCUGCCGGUGUCCCAGUAUCGGUGAACGCCAGCCCCGUCCAUGCCAGCUCGGCGCCCACAGUAGCAUCCCCCAUUCAGGGCAUGACAUCCUUCGCCAGUGUGUCACAGGCCGUCAGUCCGGUCAGUGUGAGUGGUGGGACGGACAACGAACCAGUGUGGCGGCCCUGGUAGAUCAUCUUGUCAGAGACUGGACUUUAUAAGUAGCUUUUCAUGAUGGAGAUACUAUUCAUAUAUCGUUCCGUUGUAGGAACAACAUUGCCUUCUUUUUGGAUACAGCUUGUGAUAAAAAAAAGUGUUUGUUAUCGAAUUCCAACAUUUGGAUGUUUGGUGAUAAAUAUAAUGCUGUGUUUUCAGUAGAAGAAAAAGUGAAGUGUUUAUCUUUGGAUAUACGUUUUAUAUAAAAGAUUUAGUUUUGUACACAUGUUGUUUAUGCCAAAGGUGUUUUUUGCUUGUUCUGUUUUGUCUAAAACGUUUAUUGUUGAACAAAAUAAAUAUGAAAUUUAA